AUGACAUCUGCCACCCAAUCCACCACAUCCCACACCUCCAAACCCAGCAACGAAGCUCCUCCCCCCCAGCACCUCAACACCUCCAAAACCCUUCCCAUCCACCCCACCUCUACCUCUACCUCCGCCAACCCCAUCCCCCUCGAAGUUUCCAUACCAGACGGUCGCCGCAAUUCCCUCGGUGAAGCCCUGCACUCACCCAUCGAAACGUGGAAACCGAAUCUCCUGGUCAGAAAUCAAAGUUGGAAUCAUCAGGAUCUUAAGAGGUUGCAUGUGGAAGAGGUGUUGAAGAAGGAGGAGUGGAGAAAUGAUGUGGGUGCGAUGGGGGUGGCAUAUAGUCAUGGGGGUGGGGAGGAGGGGAAGAAGUAA
Sclerotinia borealis F-4128 is the source of this 366-nucleotide messenger RNA. The record is from the annotation of a GenBank genome assembly. Lineage: Eukaryota; Fungi; Ascomycota; Leotiomycetes; Helotiales; Sclerotiniaceae.